Phycomyces blakesleeanus NRRL 1555(-) is the source of this 909-nucleotide messenger RNA. RefSeq lists its product as hypothetical. The transcript has 4 exons. The coding region runs from base 1 to 909 and encodes 302 amino acids. Lineage: Eukaryota; Fungi; Mucoromycota; Mucoromycetes; Mucorales; Phycomycetaceae. The record is from RefSeq and is a predicted model, not a curated record.
AUGAGAGGAGCAUCAUUACCACCAGCAUCACCUAAAGGAAACUCUCAAAUAGCAUCCCUAGUUCGACAAUGGUUACAAAAACCAGCUGGAAAAGUUGCAGUAACACCAGCACAAUUAAAAAAGCAUGAAAAACACCAGCCCGAGUCACUUGAAGCAAGAAUGGUGGCUAGUCCAUAUGCUGCCAUCUUGGCAUCACCUAUAAGACAAUGCCUUUUUUACAGACGUGCCUUUCCUUCAAAGCUUUUGAUUAGAUUUGGUGCUGGUUAUCAUCCCAAGACUAAACAAAAUUGGGCAUUUCCGACAGUUGGAAAGCCUCAUGAGAUGACUGGAAAAGGAUAUUAUGUAAAGUUGUGUAAAAGAGUGCUUGAACUGUUUGGAGCUAAAGGCCACGAUGCUGCUUUCAGAGGUGAAGUGACGUAUCCGCUUGGCAUGGUACAUCAGGUCGAAAAGACCAUUAAUCAGCAAGCCCUAGGCCUCUUUCGAGACCGAUUUCUUUCGGUACCCCUGACGCUUGUUGCACCCCAGCGAUGGGAAGUUGCAGAGAAGGACUACUCAAAAGUAGAAAGGGGUUUCCAAUGCAUUGUGGUCGUAAGAGGAGGUAGAAAUGGAAGUGAAAGUGGAGAUGAGAGCGGAGGAGAAGGGAAAGAUCGCGGUGAGUCUUCUGGAGAGUGCUGUGAGCUGAAUCACAAGGUUGUACUGGGGUCAUCGGCUUCAUCGGAAACCCCCCGCAUUUUCCAGAAUGUGCCCUGUUAUGACUCACAGCGGUUCUGGUCAGAAGAAGAGAGAGAUGUGAUUUGUAAGGAGUUGGAUAUCACAGGAAAAUAUAUGGUUGCCAUUGGGAUUCCAAAGCACUCUAACACUGUAGAAUUGGCAGUGGCCCUGUGGCGUAUUGGACUAUUUCAUAGCUAG